This is a messenger RNA of Alosa alosa (allis shad), 1171 nucleotides long. RefSeq names its product NPC intracellular cholesterol transporter 2-like. Lineage: Eukaryota; Metazoa; Chordata; Actinopteri; Clupeiformes; Clupeidae. The coding region runs from base 290 to 739 and encodes 149 amino acids. The record is from RefSeq and is a predicted model, not a curated record. Gene Ontology annotation, molecular function: cholesterol binding. The transcript is spliced from 4 exons. Gene Ontology annotation, biological process: intracellular cholesterol transport; cholesterol efflux.
AAUCAACGAGCUUUACAUAGGUAUUACUUAUAGGCAUUGUAUAAGUUAACAUAAUUAUCUCGUGAUUGGAUUUAAAUGGGAAUUGUGUGUGGCUUCCUGACAUCCAGAAGUGUGUGGGCGGGGUGCGAAGUUUACUCACCUCAGUCAUAUGAUCGGUAGCACUGUUUAAAUAUCACAUCCAAAGGACAACUUGGGCCAGGUGUCAUCUGAAAGCUCUGACUGCCGCAUUGUUUCGCAGCUACUCAGCGAGUUCCUGUUGACGAGGGAUUAUUUGGAGCCGGUGUGAAUAAUGGCGAUCCGCGAAGUUUGCGUCCUGCUGCUGCCUCUCCUUGCCCUCGCAUACGCAGAGCAUGUGAAAUUUCUGGAUUGUGGUUCAGAGGUGGGUCGUGUGGUUCUGGUGGACAUUCACCCCUGUCCCAAGCAGCCCUGCCAGCUGCACAAAGGCCAGUCCUACGCCGUUAACGUCACCUUCAACAGCGAGGUGUCGAGUCAGACCAGCAAGGCGGUCGUGCACGGCGUGAUUGCGGGUGUGCCCGUCCCCUUCCCCAUCCCCAUCGAGGACGGCUGCGAAUGUGGCAUCUCCUGCCCCAUCCAGAAGCAGGCCAUUUACAACUACGUCAACCAGCUGCCUGUGAAGACAGAGUACCCCAGGCUCAAGCUGGUGGUUGAGUGGGAGCUGAGGGACGACAACAACAAGGACCUGUUCUGCAUAAAGUUCCCCGUGCAGAUCGUCAGCUGAGGCCACGGAACGCGCGGAACGUUUGGUUUGGGAGACUGAAGGGCUCACAGUUUUGUACGAUCAGAUAUUUUAAAAUUUCAGCUCUUAAUUUUUAUUUUUCACUCGUAGAUUUUAACAGAAUCCUUCUUUACAUUGUGUUGAUUAUGGUGAUGUAACUGAUGACAUGUUACUGUUUGCACACAUUCUUGCUGCCAAUCCGGAGUGCUUGAUCCUCAGUGACGUGUGUGUGGUGUCGUUGUUGGAAUCAAUGCACUCUUGUUCACUAGUCUGUUGGUCCUGAAUUUUAAUGGCUGUAUGUUUAGUUUGUUUGUUUGUUUCUCUGACUGCUGUGUAGUCAGCAUCAUCACGAGGACGUGUGUCUGAAAACCCUGCCACUCUGUUUUAAUUAAGACUUUUUACUUCCAUUUAAUAAAGAAUUCUGCUACUUUUGAA